Ceratina calcarata is the source of this 3588-nucleotide messenger RNA. It is a transcript of the gene Cul5, whose product is annotated as cullin 5. The record is from RefSeq and is a predicted model, not a curated record. The coding region runs from base 561 to 2900 and encodes 779 amino acids. The transcript has 11 exons. Gene Ontology annotation, molecular function: ubiquitin protein ligase binding. Gene Ontology annotation, cellular component: cullin-RING ubiquitin ligase complex. Gene Ontology annotation, biological process: ubiquitin-dependent protein catabolic process. NCBI's taxonomy places the organism in Eukaryota, Metazoa, Arthropoda, Insecta, Hymenoptera, Apidae.
CAAAGAAAAAAAGAGUGGAUUGUCUGGGUUUCGAACACACGGAGCCUCGAAGACUCCGAGUCUCGAAGCGUCGAAGAUUCCGAGCCUCGAGGAGUGAAUUUAGAAUUCGCUUGCCUGACAGUCAGCACGCACACACGCACGUACUGCGUCACUCGACACGCGCCCCUUCUUUUAGGAGAUGCACGAAGCCGGCCGCGAGAUGGAGCGCUUGUAGACGAAUACCCUAGGCACGAGCAUGGCAAAUCUUAUACGUAUAUUUUCAGCUCUCUUCGGCGUGUCCACUUCUUGAGGGGAGUAGUGCACAAUCCCUCCUAAACUACGUCUAUUUCCCCUUAAAUAAUGGACAUUGACACUAGGGUGCGGUAGUGAGCCGUGUCCACUUUCGAACAAAGAAAUGAGCAAUCUCCCUUUUCAUCUCUGGUUUAUACACUGUUCAUUCGCGUAGACGUGAUAUAGGUGGUAUAGGACAUGUCAAAACUCUAUGCAAAGGUGCCGAUCGUUGGUCGUUAAAUAACGAAAUUUCUUAAAAAGUCCAUUUACGUUAAAAUAUAUAUUUGGGAAUGAUUCUUCAGGAUAAAAGUCAGUUUAUAUUCGAGGAUAAAUGGCCAUGUAUGCGUCCGACUAUUUUAAAACUACUGAAACAGGAGCCUGUUACUCACGAAGAAUGGCAAGACUUGUUCUUCGCCGUGCACGCAGUUUGUUUAUGGAAUGACAAAGAAGGUGCCAUCAAAUUGUUAGAAGCACUCAAGGAAGACAUAAUGGAUUUUAUAAAACAAGCGCAACAGAGAGUGCUAGCACACCAGGAAGAGCAAGCUUUGUUAAAAGCUUAUAUAGCUGAAUGGAGAAAAUUUUUUGCACAGUGUAAUUAUUUACCGACCCCCUUUAGACAAUUGGAAAUAUCUCUCGUUGGCAAAGUACCUGCCAGUGUUCAAAAAAAAUGUCAACCUGAUGAUAUUGUCAGAAAAUUAAUGUUGGACAGUUGGAAUCAGAGUAUAUUCGGAGAAAUAAAACAAAAGCUACAAGAUUCAGCCAUGAGACUCGUGAGAGCCGAGAGAAACGGGGAAGCAUUUGAUUCGCAACUUGUUAUAGGUGUUAGAGAAUCUUAUGUAAAUUUAUCUUCGAAUGCCACGGACAAACUUCAAAUCUAUAGAGAGAAUUUCGAAGCAGCGUAUAUAGAAGCGACAGAAGCUUUUUAUUGGAUAAAAGCGCCCGAACAGUUAUCUUUGCACGGUGUCGAGAAUUACAUGUGCUACGCGGAUGCCAAGUUACAAGAGGAGGAACUCCGAGCGCAAAAGUAUUUAGAACCAAACAGUGCUAGUGUACAGCUCUUGACCGACUGUUGUAUACGUGUAUUAGUAGCUACCUUUAAGCCAGCUAUAUUAGCAGAAUGUCCAAGAAUGAUUCAGCAUCGUCAAACGGACAAGCUUAGAUUAAUGUUGAAAUUAAUGGAUAAAGUUCCUGAAGGAGUCGGCCCGAUGUUGAGAAACUUAGAGGAACAUAUAGUGAGCGCGGGCUUGGCCGAUAUGAUGGCAGCCGUCGACGUUAUUACUCAAGAUUCCGAAAAGUAUGUCGACAGAUUACUGGAUCUUUUUCGUCGGUUUUCGAUCCUCGUUAAAGAAGCGUUCGACGAUGAUCCUCGAUUCUUAACUGCUCGAGACAAGGCUUACAAGCUCGUCGUGAACGACGCGACGGUAUUCAGACUGGAACUGCCCGCGCGUUCCAGUGCACCGAUCUUGAACAACAAACCAAACAACAAUAACGGGCAGCCCGAAUCUAAAUGUCCAGAGCUUCUUGCCAACUACUGUGAUAUGUUACUUAGGAAGACACCGCUCAGUAAGAAGCUGACUUCCGACGAAAUUGAGAACAAAUUAAAAGAUGUACUGUUGGUGUUGAAAUACGUUCAGAACAAGGAUGUGUUUAUGCGCUACUACAAGGCUCAUUUAACGAGGCGCUUGAUAUUAGACACAUCGGCUGAUUCUGAGAAAGAGGAGAACAUGGUCGUAUGGCUGCGCGAAGUUGGAAUGCCCGCUGAUUAUGUCAAUAAAUUAGCACGGAUGUUUUACGAUAUUAAAGUAUCGCAAGAUCUUAAUCAACAGUUUAAAGAACAGUGUAGAGCCGCUAUUGCAGACAGCUUGAACAUUAAAAUAUUAAACGCUGGUGCAUGGGCCAGAGGUAGCGAGCGAGUCACUGUGAGUUUACCACUGCAACUGGAAGAUUAUAUUCCCGAGGUGGAGGAGUUUUACAAAAAGAAACACAGUGGAAGGAAACUGCAGUGGUAUCACCACAUGUCGAACGGCACGAUAACGUUCACCAACCAAGUGGGACGCUUCGACGUCGACGUGACCACGUUCCAAAUGGCAGUUCUGUUUGCUUGGAAUCAGCGGCCGCGUGAGAAAAUAACGUACGAAAAUUUACGCCUGGCCACGGAGCUCCCCGAUCCUGAACUAAGGCGGACGUUAUGGUCCCUGUGUGCCUUUCCGAAACUCAAACGUCAACUACUUCUGGUGGAGCCGCACGCACACAGUCCCAAAGAUUUUGCCAACGAUACAAAGUUUUGGGUCAAUCAAGAAUUCGCCAUCAUAAAAAAUGGAAAAUUGCAAAAGCGAGGUAAAAUCAACUUUAUAGGACGACUACAGCUGUCGACUGAACGAAGUAAAGAAGAAGACAACCAGUCCAUUGUACAACUUAGAAUACUAAGGGUUCAGGAAGCAAUAAUCAAGAUUUUGAAGAUGCGAAAAAAGAUCACUAAUGCUCAAUUGCAAACUGAAUUAGUAGAUAUACUGAAAAAUAUGUUUUUGCCUAGUAAAAAAAUGAUUAAAGAACAGAUCGAAUGGCUCAUCGAGCAUAAAUACAUUCGUCGACACGACGACGAUAUUAACACUUUUGUAUAUAUGGCAUAGAACGGGAUUAUGCAUAUAUAUAUAAAUGUUCAGAUUCUUAUGAUUAAUAUUAUAUUUUUGUAAAAAUUCAGUUCUUGUUUGUGUAUGCUCAAAAUUCCAAUGUAACUGAGAGACGUGUUUAUAUAAGUCAUGUUCACAAUCUUCCUCCGAGCGUCAAGUUAACGUUGACAGAAUCAUAUCACCGACAGCCAAAAGUACCCAUUGUUGGAUAGAAAACUAUUGUAGUAUUUAAAAUAAAGUCCAAACGGAGAGCACAAUUUAUUUGAUGCUUUUGUUCUAUUUUAAAGAUAGGGUAUGUUUAACACGAAACCAUUAAUGUCUGCACACGCACGUAUUUUUCAAAUACAGUCAUUUCCCAUCAACUCGGUUGAAUAGGUCUUUUUACAACAGUUUUCCUGACUUUGUUUCACAUCUGCUCGUUACGCGAAUCUAAGCGAAAUUCAGAGUCAAAGAGAUACAUGCCGUUAACGCGUGACAUCAAUGAAUUCGCGCAUUCUAUUAUAAUAACGUGUAUAAUCGAAACGUGUAUAAUAUAAAUGAAAUUUUACACGACUGCGUUCGUAUAUUGCUGAAUCUCAACAUCGUAACACGUCGUCUGUAUAAAGCGUUUAUAUAUUGUUUGAAGAAGCGGAUGAUGAGUGUAAAAGUGAACAAUUCAGAAAUUAAAAAGCAUCAUUGUUUUAUAUAA